UUCGAACUGUCGGUCCGCUCCGUACGUGUAGUCUCGACAGUUUACAAACACUUGUAGACGCGCAAAACAAACGUUGUGAUGGUUUAACGAAAGACAUUUUAACUUAUGAAUUAAAAUAAACUGUUCAACAUGAUCUGGCUACUGUUUAGUGUAUCGUUGUUAAUUUCGGCUGUGAGUUGUAAAAGUUUGACUAGUUACGAAAUUACUCCUAGAGGAUGUAAAUGGAAAAUGCUCGACACUGAUAACGGUGAGGAACCUGUGCUUUAUUGUGAGCUUAGAAAAAUUGACAAUGCUGAAUCGCUGUUGAGAAACUUGACUCAAACUCAGGCUGAUCGCGUGACCGUGCUCGAACUGAACUGUAGUGACAAAUUAUUUUUCGAGAGUUCCCUGGAUACGUUUAAAGAAAACAACUUUUUGUCAACUUUACGACGUUUGGUGGAAUUAAAAGUGGAAAAUUGCAAAAUUCGUAGUAUACCCAAGGCUGUGCUAUCACCUUUAAGACAUCUUCGAAGACUUUCGCUCCGUACACACAACUCCGAAUGGUCCGCUAUGUCGUUGGAAUUAAAUGCAGAAAGUUUUCGCGGCAUGGGUGAACUCCGAAGUCUCGACCUCGGCGACAACAAUAUAUGGAGUACGCCCGCGGACUUAUUUUGCCCUCUCUUCAGCUUGACACAUUUAAACUUAACUCGCAAUAAACUCCAGGACAUUUCUGCGCUCGGUUUCUCUGAUUGGGGAAACGGGCCCCUAGCUCCCGGCCGUGCCUGCGUUAACGGCUUAGAAGUGCUCGAUAUGUCAUUCAACGACAUCAUAUCUCUUCCUGACAACGGAUUAUCUGCAUUAAGAACUUUAGAGGAACUGCAUUUGGAAGAUAAUGCCAUUUCAACUCUGGGUGAUCGUGCAUUCGUUGGCUUAAAUGCAUUAAAAACUUUAAAUUUGUCAAGUAACAUGCUAGUCGCUCUGCCGCCCGACCUGUUCCAAUCCUCCCGGGAUUUACGCCACCUUUAUCUGCACAACAACUCUUUAAGUGUACUCGCUCCGGGACUGUUGGAAGGUUUGGAUCAGUUACAAGUUCUCGACUUAUCCAGAAACGAACUGUCAAGCCGUUGGGUCAACAGGGAUACAUUUUCCGGUCUUGUGCGAUUGGUAGUGUUAAACUUGGCACACAACCAGCUCAACAGAAUCGAUUCAAAUCUUUUUCGUGAUUUAUACACUUUGCAAAUACUUAAUUUAGAACACAACCUUGUCAAUUUCAUCGCCGAAGGAGCUUUCGCAGAACUAAAAAAUCUGCAUGCAUUGACUUUGUCUCAUAAUAAAUUGACUCGCAUCGAAUCAUUCCACUUUAGCGGUAUGUACGCACUUAAUCAACUGUUACUAGAUCAAAACGAUAUCGAAUCCAUUGAUCCUAAGGCAUUUCAAAACGUGACAAAUUUACAAGAUCUCGGCUUGAAUGGAAACGUAUUGGGCGGCGUACCUGCAGGUAUCGGCAGCCUCAGACUUUUAAAAACUCUGGACCUGGGUAAAAACCGCAUCGAAUCAGUUACCAACUCAUCAUUCGAGGGCCUCGACCUUCUUUACGGUCUCCGAUUAGUGGACAAUCACAUCGUAAAUAUUUCAAGAGACUCUUUUUCUACACUUCCGUCACUGCAAGUGUUAAAUUUAGCAUCGAAUAAAGUUAAAUAUGUGGAACAGAGCGCCUUUGCAAGCAACCCGACACUUAAGGCCAUUCGUUUGGAUGCAAAUGAGUUGACAGACAUAAGUGGCGUAUUUACCAAUUUGCAAAGUUUGGUCUGGUUAAACGUAUCGUCAAAUAAUUUACUUUGGUUUGACUUUAGUCAUUUGCCCGCGAGCCUCGAGUGGAUUGAUAUGCAUUUUAACAAAAUACCCGAGCUAGGCAAUUAUUACGAUGUAAGAAACACGCUGAAUAUUAAAAUGCUUGAUGUCAGUUUUAAUUCCAUAAAGGAAAUUAAAGAAAAUUCCGUGCCAGACAGCAUUGAAACCAUAUUUUUAAACAACAAUAAAAUAAGUAAUAUUCAACCUAGUACAUUUUUACAUAAACCGAAUUUGGAGAAAGUAGUUUUAUAUGGAAAUGAAAUAAAAUACCUCGAUUUGGCAGCACUCGGUCUAAGUCCCGAGCCAAGUGAUAAAGAACUACCACAAUUUUAUAUAGGCGGAAAUCCAUUUUAUUGUGAUUGUAAAAUGGAAUGGUUGCUAAGAAUCAACCAACUGAACAAUUUGCAUCAAUAUGCUACGGUAAAAUACCCGCAAGUAUUGGAUUUGGAUAGUGUCACCUGCGAAUUGGCACACUCGAGGGGAGCCGCUCCCCAGCCCCUGCUGAGCCUGAAACCGUCAAACUUUUUAUGUCCCUACGAGGCACAUUGCUUUGCUUUAUGCCAGUGCUGCGAAUACGAUGCCUGCGACUGUGAGAUGACGUGCCCGACAAACUGUACGUGCUUUCAUGAUCACACAUGGUCCUCUAAUGUAGUAGACUGCAGCAAUGCAGGCUAUACAAGCGUGCCCGACAGAAUACCUAUGGAUGCAACUGAAAUCUACUUAGACGGCAACGACUUGGGAGAACUCGACAGUCACGUAUUUAUCGGUAAGAAAAAACUAGAAGUUUUGUUUUUAAACAACAGCAACAUUAAGGCCGUUCACAACAGAACAUUUAACGGCGUCAAGUCGCUUAAAGUAUUACAUUUAGAAAAUAACCAUCUAGAACAAUUACGUGGUUUUGAGUUCGAUCAGCUUGAGAAACUUAACGAGAUUUAUUUAGAUCAUAACAACAUAGAUCAAGUUAGUAACCAAACUUUUAAGAAAAUGAGGAAACUAAAAGUAUUAAAGCUCGACGAAAACAAAAUAGUAAAUUUGAAACCAUGGCAAUUAACUGAAAACGAGGAGGCAGGAACGCAACCGAACGUGACUUUGGACGGCAACAAGUGGUCGUGUGAUUGCAGCUCCCUUGACCGGCUCCAGGCAUGGAUACGUAAAACCGGAGGUGAUCCGUCAAAAAUGUUGUGCGCGGAUAGUGACGAAACGGUCGCAAAUGUAAUCAGCCGUUGUGAAAUUACGGACAAUGCAAUUGCAACUUCGGUGGUACAGCGCGAAAUAUUCAAGAACAAUCCAUUGUUAGGUGGCAGUUAUGUUCCGUUACUUGCCGCCACUCUUGUGGCCGUUAUCAUUGUAUGUUUGCUGGCCGCUAUCGUGUUCGUCUACCGCCAAGACGUCCGAUUGUGGGCUCACUCCAAAUAUGGCGUUCGAAUAUUUCAAGAUGCCGCCACCGCCCACGACAACAACGACGACCGUGACAGGCUCUACGACUGCUAUAUGGUGUACAGUCACAAAGAUGAAGACCUCGCCUCAAGAGUAAUCGCCCCUGAACUAGAACAGUUCGGUCAUACUUUAUGUCUACAUUACCGAGACCUUCACCUCAUGGGAGGCGCCUCGUACCUGGCCGAUGCGAUGAUGGGCGCAGCGGAUGCAUCAAGACGCGUCGUCUUUAUUGUAUCGCCCGGCCUUAUUUGCAACGAAUGGUCGCGACCAGAUUUUAGGGCCGCGCUCCAAACCGCCCUUCGCUCAGCGCACCGACAUAAAUUAGUUUGUGUACUUAGCGGCGAUCCGUUAGAGCCUAUGGAUCCCGAACUGAGGGCAUUGCUGCGGGCAUGCACCGUGACCAGAUAUGGCGAACGUCGCUUCUGGGACAAGUUGCGAUACGCGAUGCCGGAUGUCGUAAAUAACCCCUCUACAAGGCGCAGCAAGAAACAACAGGCGGAGAUCCGGUGCAAGACGAACGCCAGAUACACGGCGGCGCCAACCGCUCCCGACUCCUGGUACAAAUAUUCGGCGAUGCCGGGCGUCCAUGCUGCCGCUCUCACGCCAACGCCGACCCAAAGCACAUACGUGUCCGGGGAGUCCUCCAGAAGCACCGAGGACGAGGCCGGCUCCAGCGCCAGCAGCCAACAUUACGGCUCCGACCACCUCAACCAUAGCUACAUUUCCAUCGAUGGCCGGCCUCCCCAAUACUCGCAGUAUCCUCCGUGCAGGGCCGAAAUACCGCACCACGUAUAUUCCACCAUACCAGAUACUCAACCCCAAACUAGAACUUAUUUUGUAUAAAUUCUAAGUUCUGUAAACUUCUUAAAGGCUGUUUUUACUUAUUUAACUAUAUUAUAUCUUUAAAUUAAUUGCAUAUUGAAUGUCACUAGGUAUAAUUAUUGCGAUUAUUACUAUGUAAUACC
Messenger RNA from Brassicogethes aeneus, 4232 nucleotides. Lineage: Eukaryota; Metazoa; Arthropoda; Insecta; Coleoptera; Nitidulidae. The record is from the annotation of a GenBank genome assembly.